This is a messenger RNA of Alligator mississippiensis (American alligator), 1666 nucleotides long. RefSeq names its product folate receptor alpha-like. The record is from RefSeq and is a predicted model, not a curated record. Lineage: Eukaryota; Metazoa; Chordata; Crocodylia; Alligatoridae. Gene Ontology annotation, cellular component: external side of plasma membrane. The transcript has 5 exons. The coding region runs from base 86 to 859 and encodes 257 amino acids. Gene Ontology annotation, molecular function: signaling receptor activity.
GUAGAGCUGAGUUGGGCUUGCUGUGUGGGGUUGUCUCUUCUCUUGAAGCUUUCUCAACUUUGCAGGAAGCCUCUGGCCCAGAGAGAUGGCAGCGCAGUGGGUCCUGCUGGGGCUCUGGGCAGCCUGCGUCGCCAGCCCUGGUGAGGCAUCAUUGCUGAACAUCUGCAUGGAUGCCAAGCACCACAAGGCCAAGCCGGGCCCGGAAGGGGAGCUACAUGGUCAGUGCACCCCUUGGAAGGCCAAUGCCUGCUGCACUGGCAACACCAGUACAGAGGCUCACCAGGACCAGUCCUACCUGUACCGCUUCAACUGGAACCACUGCGGGGUGAUGCCGCGCAAGUGCAAGCGCCACUUCAUCCAGGACACCUGCCUCUACGAGUGCUCCCCCAAUCUGGGGCCCUGGAUCGUCAAGACGGACAGUAGCUGGCGGCGGGAGAGGAUCCUCCAUGUGCCACUGUGCAAGGAGGACUGCGAAGAGUGGUGGGAGGACUGCAAGGACUAUGUCACCUGCAAAGAGAACUGGCACAAGGGCUGGAACUGGGCCACAGGAACAAACCACUGUCCCUGGGGCACCGUGUGCCGGCCGUUCAAGCAGGUCUUCCCCCGCGCGGCGGACCUGUGCGAGAAGAUCUGGUCAGAUUCCUACAAGUACACCACAGCACCGCGGGGCAGUGGGCGCUGCAUCCAGAUGUGGUUCAACCCUGCCCAGGGGAACCCCAACGUGGCCGUGGCCAAGUACUAUUCCUGGGGUGGGAGAGCUGCUGCAGAUAUGGCUAAGAAACCUGUUGUGGGAGCCUCCUCUUCCCUGCCAGCCACUCUUCUCAUCCUGCUGCCCCCUGCUCUGCUGGCCUUGAUAUGAUGAAAGGGCACCAGCACCCAUAUCCUCAAGUGGUGAUGGGUAGAGGCCCUUGCUGAGGUCCUCCUUGCUGGACUCAGACUCUGUGCAAGCUUCCCUGGGUGCCCAGCUGCUCUGGAUGCUGCAGUCUUUUUCCCAUCUCUGGGCAGUAAGAGUAUACUUUUGAGAUGAACAGGACCAGGAGAGCCAGACCAGUCCCUCUUCCUAAACCUAUUGCCUGGGUGCUCCCCUCCCACCCCCCUGGGCUGUGUGCAGAACUGGCCUUGGGAAGAGAAGGGGUAUCAAGCUCUGCAAUAGCUAUAACCUAAUAGCUGAAGAAAUGUAUCUCCCACAAAGGCCUGAGUAGGGCUGGGCCAUGCUUGUCCUGGUGCCCCCAGCCACUUGUGGCCAGCUCCAAAGGAAAUGGGAACCUGCCUUUUUGUCCCUGAUCAAUGCACUAAGUGUGUGGAGAUGAAAUGGGUGUUGCAUUGUGGGAAAGGGUAUUUUUAAUUGUCUAGGCAAAUGGAAUUGAGCCCCUGCAAGAGCAAGGCUCUUGGAGACCAAGCAAGGCUGGAGAAAAUGGUCCAAGCAAACCCAGUCUCUGCCUUGCCUUCAGGUCUCUAUGGACCCUUGUUCUUGGAAGCAUGGGUGUUGCCUGGCCCAGAGCCUUUGCUUUAGCUAUUGGGCUCUUUGCUUUAGUGACUCUGGCAUGAAUGUGAUGACAAGUGGAUGCCAAAAGCUCACUCUAGUUAUUGUGGUGGGCCAGGUGGCUGGGAGGAAGGGAUCCUUGAUUUAUCUUGACAGCACAGAAUAAAUGGUGUUACCCUGGGA